Vanessa tameamea is the source of this 2576-nucleotide messenger RNA. It is a transcript of the gene Syn2, whose product is annotated as gamma-1-syntrophin. Gene Ontology annotation, molecular function: structural molecule activity; protein binding. Gene Ontology annotation, cellular component: dystrophin-associated glycoprotein complex; intracellular anatomical structure. The transcript is spliced from 12 exons. Bases 433 to 2058 code for a protein of 541 amino acids. NCBI's taxonomy places the organism in Eukaryota, Metazoa, Arthropoda, Insecta, Lepidoptera, Nymphalidae. The record is from RefSeq and is a predicted model, not a curated record.
GCUCAGUGGCAACUUAGCCGUUGUGGAGAUUGCAUGUCGUUCAUAAAAACGUAUCAUAAAACCAUUUAUUGAUACGAUUUAGAUGCCUAUUAAGUAUUAGGAACAAUAGUGUCAAUAGGCUACUGUGGAGCAUUUACAUUUUGUUCCGAUAUUAUUGUAAUAAAUCAAAAAAAUAUUCAAUAAACUGCGGAUUGUUUUGGUUCCACUCACGUAUAUUGAUUUAUUGUAAGCCAGUGACCUGUUUUUCGUAUUUGUUAUGUGAAUCUCGUAAAUAAUUAAUAGUAAUAGUUCAGUGUCCGGGUAAUUAGUAAUGAUCACUUGAAACUUAUCAGAGAGUGAAUAAGAAUGACAAGAGAACAAAUCAUUGAGUUUUGUGGCGUUUGGUAAUUAUUAGAUUAAAAUCUGUUAUUUCGUUAUGGUGUAUUAUCCACAAUGAUGACACCCAUAGAGGAGAGGAAAGAUGAAAAGAUCCGCACAGGCAUGGUGCAAGUGUCAGACGGCAAGUCGCGGCCGCGGCUGGCGCGGCUCGUCCUCACCAUGGAGUCGGUGACGGUGCAGAGGGAGGUCGUCAUACCCCCGCAGCCGCCCCGAGACAAGAGUGUGCCUCAUGCUAGGGAGCGUAUGGUCCAAAUAACUAGACAGAAAGUUGGCGGAUUGGGGCUCAGUAUAAAGGGUGGGGCAGAACAUAAGUUGCCCAUACUCAUCUCCAAGAUAUACAAAGACCAAGCAGCGGAUCAAACGGGCCAGCUUUUUGUGGGUGACGCUGUUAUUAAAGUGAACGGCGAGUACAUAACGGCGUGCAAGCACGACGACGCCGUGAACAUCCUGCGCAACGCGGGCGACAUCGUCGUGCUCACCGUCAAGCACUACCGCGCCGCCACGCCCUUCCUGCAGAAGCAAGCCGACGGCGCGUCCGAUACGGACAGCAGCACGGGGGACGAGCACCCGUCUCUCCAUAACAAGGUCGACGCGAAUUGUAACAGCGAGCGGCACGGCGAAACGAAUGGCGGAUGGCAGAGCGCGUGGGCGGAGUGCGAGGACGGCAGCCGGCCCGGCAGCGCGGCGGGCUCGGCGCGCGGCUCGCGCCCGCCCUCCGUCGCGUCCGACCGCCUGCCCGACGCCGCGCGCGAGUGGGUCGACGUCGUGUCCGUGCCUCUCAUGAUGGGCUACGUGACUCGAUACGUUUUCGGGACCGACAAGCUGCGGCCGGGUGCGUUUGAGGUGCGCGGCGCGCGGCCGCAGCAGAGCUCGGGCGUGCUGCACGUGGACGACCCCGCCGCGCUGUCGCACUGGCUCAAGGGCAUCUCCGACAACAUCACCGGCCUCACCAACCUGCAGAUGAAGCUGUUCAACCGGCACCUGGCGGGCGGCGAGCGCAUCGAGUACAUGGGCUGGGUGCACGAGGGGCUCGUGUCGGCGGCGCAGCCCUGGCAGAGCUACCGGCCGCGCUUCCUCGUGCUGAAGGGCACGGACGUCAUGCUGUUCGACGUGCCGCCCGCCAGCGUGGCCGACCUGGCCAAGUGCCCCGAGAGCCUCAAGGUGUACCAGACGAUGUUCCGCACGGUGAAGGAGAGCGAGACCGUGGACUGGCGCCAGCACUGCUUCCUGCUGCAGUCCAGCGCCGGCAGCCUGGCGGCGCCCGGCCCGCGGUACUUCAGCGCCGAGACGCGCCACGACCUGCUGCGCCUCGACGCCGCCUGGACCAACAACGUCGUCGCCUCCGUCGUGCGCCUCGGGAAGAAGACGUUUACGGUGGUGCACAUGGGCCGAGCGGCCGGGCUCACCCUGGACUGGUCGUCGGGCUUCUCUCUGAGCGAGGGCACGCCGGGCGCCGCGCCCGUGUGGUCCUACAGGUUUUCUCAGUUGAGAGGAUCGAGCGACGAUGGAAAAUCGAAAUUGAAAUUACAUUUCCAAGACACCGAAACUAAAGUGAUCGAAACCAAGGAGUUAGAAUGCCAGAUCCUGCAGAGCCUGCUGUUCUGCAUGCACGCCUUCCUCACCGCCAAGGUGGCGUCCGUGGACCCCGCGUUCCUGGCGUCCAUACAGCACGCGCACUAGCGGCGCCGCCCGCCCACGCCGCCCCGCCGCCCCCGCCCCGCGCCGCCCCGCCGCCGUGUUCUCUAAAAGUAACCGGCGCGUUUCGUUGCGCGCUGUUUUAUCGUUUUCUCUGUGCAGCAGUAAAUUCGCUGGAAGUUUUUUUUUUAUAUCGUUUCGAUAUUACUGGAAGAUGACUUUGAAUCUAAAAGGCCUAAGUAUUUUAAAGCAGCGAAUAUUUUUAAGACUAUAUCGACUCCUGUGAAUCUCCGACGUUUCUUCCAAUCUUUUAGGAAUCCUAUGUCUGUAGCGAUAAGGUUUAAAUUUGCACGUUUUUAUCAACACUAUGAUACUAUCUAAUCUUUGUCAAUUUAUUCUUUAAAAGGGCGACGGUCGUUCUUCAUGGUCGCCUCGAUCUGAUUACUAUUAAAUAUAUAUUUUUGUGUCGCUUGGAUCUGAACUAUUCUAGAUCGUUAACAAUCAUUGCGUUCAAAAACCAGUAUUAUAUUAUUAAGUUAACAGUAAUACGUUCGGGACUCAGG